AUGCAGCUCCGGUUGCCCCCCAGCCUACACUAUCCCAUCACCGUGACCUCGCUCCUCAAGCGGGAGGGGGACACGGUGGAGCGGGAUGAGGCCAUUUUCUGGUACAUUUACCAGACUACUGUGGAGGAGGGCGAUGGACUCGGAAAUCAGGUGAUGGUGAAGCGCAAGUUUCCGACACGCUUUGAGUCUACCGUGGAUGGGACGGUUGUGAAAUGGAACAUUGCUAAAGGCGAUGUUAUUGAUGAACCUGUGGAUGUUGUCGAAGUUGAGGAGCCUUGUGCACAUGAGGUCCAGUUCGGUGGGAUGUGCGCCGAAUGUGGUAAAGAUAUGACUGAAUCAACAUACAACACUGAGAUCUCGGAAACCUUCCGCGCUCCCAUCCAGAUGACCCAUGACAACACCACGUUGACUGUCAGUGAGAAGGAGGCCACUCGUGUCGAGGAGGAUGCUAAGCGUCGUCUUCUGGCGUCUCGGCGUCUGUCACUGGUGGUGGAUCUGGACCAGACGAUCAUCCAUGCCACUGUUGAUCCGACUGUCGGGGAAUGGAAGGAUGAUAAGGAUAACCCGAAUUAUGAUGCAUUGAAGGAUGUUCGGUCCUUCCAACUGGUUGACGACACACCUGGAGCGCGCGGAUGUUGGUAUUACAUCAAGCUUCGACCUGGCCUGGAGGGAUUUUUGGAGAAAGUCGCCGAGCUCUUUGAAUUGCACAUCUACACCAUGGGUACUCGAGCAUACGCCCAGAACAUUGCCGACCUCAUUGACCCAACACGCAAGCUCUUUGGAGACCGUAUUCUGAGCCGUGACGAAAGCGGAAGCUUGACAGCCAAAAACUUGCAGCGCCUCUUCCCGGUGGACACCAAGAUGGUGGUCAUUAUUGAUGACCGUGGUGACGUGUGGCGAUGGAUCCCCAAUUUGAUCAAGGUUGUCCCUUAUGACUUCUUUGUCGGAAUUGGUGAUAUCAAUUCCAGCUUCUUGCCGAAAAAGCAAGAGAUUGUGGUGACGCCCAAAUCGAGCAGAGGAUCGAAAGAAAAGGGGAAGGAAAAGGAGGAUCAAGAGCACCAUGUCAACGGUGCAACGAUGAAGACAGGCCCGGAGACGGAAGUUUCAGCUUUGGAACAAUUGGUGACGAUGGGUGGUGGAGAUGACCCAAGACUUCUGCAGGAGCAAGCCGACGCGCAGGAAGAAACAAUCAUGCACCAAGUCGAAGAUCGACCUUUGCUCCAGAAACAAAAGGAACUGGAUGCAGAUGACGAUGCGUCUGCCGAUGGCAGCGAAUCAUCUUCUAGUGGGGACGAGUCUCAGGAGGUAGCCAGACCUCGACACCACCUGCUGGUGGACCAUGACACAGAGCUGUUCCAACUUCAAGAUCGUCUGGAGGCGGUACAUAAGAUCUUCUUCGAAGAGUAUGACAAGAAGAGGACCCACGCUCUGGGUGGCCGCGUGGCCGCCCUCCGUGGCGAGAAAGCUGCCUCGAAAGACAAGGACGUGGACUUGAAACUAGUGCCCGAUAUCAAGGACAUUAUGCCCUUGUACAAAGCCCAAGUCCUCGGCGGUGUGGUGAUAGUUUUCUCCGGCGUUAUUCCGCUGGGUCAAGAUCUCCAAAACGCAGAAGUUUCUCUCUGGGCGAAGACAUUCGGUGUAGUCGUCCUGAAAAACAUCGGCAAGCGCGUAACACACCUGGUCGCUGGCCGAAACCGCACUGCCAAAGUACGGGAAGCCACACGCUGGCCCAACAUCAAGAUUGUCACGACGCAAUGGCUCUACGACUCUCUGAUCAACUGGAGACACAUGGAUGAAGACCCUUACCUGUUACCCGUGCACCCCGAUGACCGUGGCGAGCCUCUUUCACCCGGUUCCCGCGAACUAGUCGAUAACUCGUGGAUGUCUUCCUCAGACGAAGCCACGAAUGUGACCGACGACGACGCCAGCGACGAGCUAUUCAAGGACGCAGGACUGUCCGAGUCUUCACCCCUCAGCUAUGAUGAAGAAGAUCAGGCAGCAGUGCACGACGAGUUGAAGGACUUCCUGGGUAGCGACGACGAGAGCGAAAGUGACAGCGAGUUCUUCGCGGAAGAAGGAGCCGAACCAAGCCGGAAACGCAAGCGCGGCGAAGGAAGCGACGGCAACGCGGACGAGGAAUCCACCCACGAAGACGGCGACGAGGUCGAUGCCAAGGGCUCACGUCUUUCACAACGCAUCAAGCGGUCAUACGAGCGGAGCACUGGCCUUAGGGAUGUUGCUACCCCCGGCGGUUCGGAGACGGAAGAAACUCGGUUUGAGAAGGGACAAUUCCCCGCCCCGGAUGAUGACGAUGAAGGAGAAGCGGGGGUGGCCACUGUUGUCGGUGACAAGCAGGAGACACAAUCCGAGACGGCCGUGGAAGGAUCAGAUGUGGACGCGGAUGACUUUGAGCGCGAGAUGAUGGCAGCAUUCGAUGAUCCGGAUUACUCCAAAGAAUCCGGUGCGGCUCCCACAUCCACCGAUCAAGGCUAA
Penicillium subrubescens is the source of this 2493-nucleotide messenger RNA. RefSeq names its product protein-serine/threonine phosphatase (gene fcpA). Gene Ontology annotation, molecular function: RNA polymerase II CTD heptapeptide repeat phosphatase activity. The transcript is spliced from 3 exons. Gene Ontology annotation, cellular component: nucleus. Lineage: Eukaryota; Fungi; Ascomycota; Eurotiomycetes; Eurotiales; Aspergillaceae. The coding region runs from base 1 to 2493 and encodes 830 amino acids. The record is from RefSeq and is a predicted model, not a curated record.